Molecule: messenger RNA, 1674 nt
Organism: Triplophysa rosa
Lineage: Eukaryota; Metazoa; Chordata; Actinopteri; Cypriniformes; Nemacheilidae
Gene: tmem100a
Product: transmembrane protein 100a
Exons: 2
Coding region: 213-656 (147 amino acids)
Biological process (GO): cellular response to BMP stimulus
Source: RefSeq, a predicted model, not a curated record
GAGAGAGAGAGAGAGAGAGAGAUCAGGGGGAGUUGAGUCAGUCCCUGCAUGAGGAGAUCACCAGCACGACUCACUUCACUCUGGAUCAUUACUGGACUUUAUAGUUUUUGGUUUUGUGAACAAGGCUCUUUAGAUUUGAAGAUGGACCACACGUGUGAGACGAGGAGAGGCCGCAAACAGAUGCUCUAGAGAAACAGACCGCACUGUGUCGGAUGCCCCGAAACACUCUGACCCUUGACCCUGCGAUGCCCUCCGAGCCUCUUAAGGACACCAUGACGAUCCCCGGUAGCCCACAGCGAAUCCUGGCGGAGAAAACCAACAACAACGACGUUCCUCAACCACCGGUCACCGUUCCUCUGGUGAACGAGGUUCAGCUAACGGCGGCCACCGGCGGGGCCGAGCUGUCCUGUUACCGCUGCACCGUGCCGUUCGGCGUGGUGGUGCUGAUCGCCGGGAUCGUGGUGACCGCCGUGGCCUACAGCUUCAACUCUCACGGCUCCACCAUCUCGUACUUCGGACUGGUGCUGCUCUCGGCCGGCCUGGUGCUGCUCGCCCUGAGCGCCGUUUGCUGGAAGGUUCGGAUGGAGAGGAAGAAAGAGAGGAGGAGAGAGAGUCAAACGGCUCUCAUGGCGCACCAGAGGAGCAUCUUCGCCUGAAGUCGACCUUGAGACCCUUCAGUUGACAAUUCACGUGGCCGUAGUUUGCCUCGCUGUGAGGCGCCGGUAACUUUGGUGAAUGAGGCGAGCCUAAUUUGCAUGGAAACAAAAUGCAUUGCUUGCACUUAAACUGACGGUGACUUGUUAGUGACUACGGUUUUUGCUUUACGUAAGAUGCGCAUCUGUUCGGCGCAUUCACCCUGAAGCGUUGAAAACAGUCAAUCUCACGCACGGCUUUAGGAUGACGCACAGCUGCAUGCAUCCGGAUGUGAAGACGCAGCUGGGACGACGGCUACACUUUCGUUGACCUUCACCGCAAACUCCAGCACCAGGCAAACUUUAAAGAGACUCUUUCAAUCUGUCUAUCUCGCUUUCUUCUGUCCAUCACGCAGACCUCUCGGUCAGCUGGGACGUGAGCCAAGAGGAACGUAUCGAAAUGAAGACGAGUGACCCCGGAGAGAGGAAGUGCUGUAUUAAUCCCCGGCUGCUUCCUGUUCUGCAGGAUUCAUGGAAAGACACGGACGGAGACAUAAAGGAAAAGGGCGGAAAAGAGGAAAUGAAGGACAAAGAUUUUUCCUUAUUGAAAGCGUCUUUCUAACACUCGGCUACUUCACAUGUCAGUAAAUUAUAUAUGUGUAACUUUAUCGUGGAUGGACGGUACUUAUAUUACUUGUAUUAUGAUAUAUAGACACCCAAGGGCUGGAAAUCCAGACACAUUUAUUACUUUGUUCAAUUGUAUUUGAGGGCAGACACGCGACGUGAAUGAAGUGUGAAACGCACUCAUGUUCGAGUUAUGAAGAUUAUUAAUCACAUAUACAGUAUAACAGGACGGUUGUGCACUUUGAAUGAAAUGCAAACAGCGAAGGAAUGAAUUGUUGAUCUUUUCUCUGAGAUGGUCAAAUAAAUGUCUUAAUAACAAUGCUGUCAUACCGUUUCUACCAUUAUGUUUGUGAAAUCAUUCUAAGCUGCUGAACAAUGUUUUUUUUGGACUAUUUUUAAUAAACUCCUGUGUUAUGAU